GCUCCGCCCCCUCCCCGCCGGCUCCCGCCGCUCCCGGCGCUCCGAGCGCGGGCCUGGGGACACAGGAUCCCGCCGCCGGGGCCGCAGCAUGGGGCGCUUCCGCGGGGGUCUGCGGUGCAUCAAGUACCUGCUGCUGGGCUUCAACCUGCUCUUCUGGCUGGCAGGGUCAGCUGUCAUUGGUUUCGGACUAUGGUUUCGGUUCGGAGGUACCAUGAAGGACUUCUCAUCGGAGGACAAAUCCCCAGAGUAUUUCUACAUGGGGCUGUACGUGCUGGUUGGAGCAGGGGCCCUGAUGAUGGCCGUGGGCUUCUUCGGGUGCUGCGGAGCCAUGCGGGAGUCGCAGUGUGUGCUUGGAUCUUUCUUCACCUGCCUCCUGGUGAUAUUUGCUGCUGAAGUAACCACUGGAGUAUUUGCUUUUAUAGGCAAGGGUGUAGCUAUACGACAUGUUCAGACCAUGUACGAGGAGGCUUACAAUGAUUACCUGAAAGACAGGGAAAGGGGAAAUGGGACUCUCAUUACCUUCCACUCAACAUUUCAGUGCUGUGGAAAGGAAAGCUCUGAACCGGUCCAACCCACAUGCCCAAAGGAGCUUCUAGGGCCCAAGAAUUGCAUUGAUGAAAUUGAGGCCAUAAUCAGUGUUAAGCUCCAGCUCAUCGGAAUUGUUGGUAUUGGGAUUGCAGGUCUCACGAUCUUUGGCAUGAUAUUCAGCAUGGUGCUUUGCUGUGCAAUACGAACCUCACGAGAUGUGAUAUGAAGCUACUUCUACAUGAAAAUUGCAAUCUAGAGCUUCCAUAGAAAUGUCACCGGAAGUGUCUCCUGACUCAUUUUUAAUAUUCAAAGGACAUUAGGAUCUAAAAUAAUAUGCUGUUAAUUGUACAUUUGCACAUGUAUGUAUGUUUGGCUCAUUACUCAUUUACUCCUUGAGUGAAUGCUGUGUGUGUUGACUGAGAUUCAUGUGUGAUCUGUGUGCUUCUGGUGUAUGCAUUGUACAUAAUGAAAUCUGUUUUGCUGGAAAUUCCUGGUUCUUACUAUAUCAGAGGAAUGAUCUAUUUGACUCUGAGAAAAAGAUCAUCAAAUUUUGAUAAACUUUAAAAACUUGGCUAUUUAGAAGAAA
Mustela lutreola (European mink) is the source of this 1114-nucleotide messenger RNA. RefSeq names its product tetraspanin 2 (gene TSPAN2). Gene Ontology annotation, cellular component: membrane. Lineage: Eukaryota; Metazoa; Chordata; Mammalia; Carnivora; Mustelidae. The transcript is spliced from 8 exons. The record is from RefSeq and is a predicted model, not a curated record. Bases 89 to 754 code for a protein of 221 amino acids.